AUGCUACCUGUUAACAGGAUGAAGCCCCAGUCUAGGGCCAGCAGCUCUUGGUCCCCUUCAGGUGGGCCUUUGAUGCUCAUUCUCUGACCAUAAAUAGCAAAUUUCUCUCUCAAUUCGUUUUAAUUCGCCUUUUUUUCAAAUUAUUGAAGAAAUUGCGGUGAUUUCUCUAAACCCACACCUGUUAUGUCUAUUCAUUCUUCUUCAUAAGCAGUUAAUAAAAUAGCUUUCCAAAGAUCUCAAAAUCUCUUCUUCUUUAUUUCUGUCCACUGCGAGGUGAGGGAGCUCUUUCGGAUUAAUUGUUUCUUCAGGAUCGCAGAGAAACUGCUCCGCUGUUCUUCGUUUCAGCAGCUUUCUCCUUCUUUUUUUUUUUCUUUUUUCAAGAUUCUCAUUGAUAGAACCACAACGGUCUCACAGGGGUGGACCUUGCAGACUCAAGGAGGAAGCCUCAUUUUCUGUGGAGGACUAUCUUCACUGCUCUCCUGAUCAUUGGGUGCAUACUUGUUCUGAAGCACUCUUCUGGGCACCGAGUGACGACGGCAGUAAGUAUUGCUAUCUCUACAAAAAAUAAUCUCCUGCGAGUAAUUCUUUUUCCCUUGUUUAAAAUAAUUUAAAUCCCUAUAUUUAGCAGAAAUUUGACUUUUUUGGCGCUCAUACCAUCAUGAACAGCUCCCCAGUAGAAGAUCUAGCAGAUCAAAGAGACCAUGAUUUUUUAUAUUUAUUAAUAUGUUCUCGGGCACAUGCGAUUUUUAAGAAAACUAGUUUUAUGUAAAUUUCUGGUUUUUUUUUUCCUUUUUCAGUUCUCUCAGCAUGAACAUGGCGUCACCCAUGUUCUGGUCACUGGGGGUGCUGGCUACAUCGGCUCGCACGCUGCUCUCAGACUCUUAGAGGACAAGUACAGAGUAACCAUAGUGGUAAUCUUUAGAUGAUAUGCUGGUUAUUAGGUGAUUCAAUACAUUUUUACUAAAUAUUUACUCAGAAGAACUGAAGCAUCUGCUGUGGCAGGACAAUCUUUCGCGAGGAAACAUCGGUGCGGUCAAAGUUCUCCAAGAUCUAUUCCCAGAACCUGGGAGACUGCAAUUCAUUCUCGCUGACUUAGGAGACGCAAAAGCUGUAUCCUGGUCAACGUGCGGCGUGAUAUAUUUUUUUUUCUUUGAAAAAUGAUAAUUGUUUGGACAUUGUUAUGCACCUUAACCGAUUCUCAGGUCAACAAAAUUUUCUCAGAAAAUGCGUUUGAUGCUGUGAUGCAUUUCGCAGCUGUUGCUUAUGUUGGUGAGAGCACCCUCGAACCUCUCAGGUGUGCGCCACGUUUCCUCUGCAGUUUAAAUCAGUUGAAUGCGAUAUAUUUUUUUAAUAAUUAUCUAAAUAUUUGCACAUGCUGGGCUGCUACUGCUGCUGCUUCUCUGAAUUUGUUUCGGAUUAUAAAAAAAAAAGCUGAUUUUUUUUGUGGCGAAUCCUGAUUCGAUGAUGUGUUGCUGAUAUGCUGCUUAUUCAAGUUGUUCUACUGCUGAGUUGUGGUUGCCAAGCAUUUUUGCUGUGAUUUUAAUGCUUACAAUAUUUAUUCAUGAUAAAAAGGUAUUUUGGGAAAAUAUUUAAAUCUUUAUAUAUGAAAAAAAAGAAGGUAUUUUGGGAAAAUAUUUUAAAUCUUUAUCUAUGAAAAAAAAAGAAGGUAUUUUGUGGAAAAUGCUUCAUAAACAGCAGAUUCCAGAAAUGGAUCAAGAAAUGAACUGUUGCCCCCGCAUCUUGGGAGAUCAUUUGCGAAGCAUCCAGAGAGCAGAUGGUCGUAAAAAUGGGCAUUUUCUCCGUUGACUGAAUGCUGUGGUGGUGGUGGUGGUGGGGGAUGGUUUGAUACCUUCCAGCCUCUGGAAACAUUAAGAAGUGAAGAAAGAAGCGUCCUUUGAAUCUUGUGACCUCUGCAGGUCAACGCCCACAUCCUCUAUGCUGUAUCAGUUGACCUAAGAGCGGUUUCCACUUAAAGUGAGAGUCAGCGCUCCUCGAGUUCUGUCUUGGGCAGAACUCGACAGAGUGUUUCUUCUCCACUCCAUCGAAGAUGAGGAAUAAACCCAUCUGAAUGCCCAUCAAAGCCAUCUUGUUCUUCAUUUUUUUUCAAAGGUUUUGGGGUCUCCUUCGACGGAUUAAGCUCCAGAAUUCUAUCCAUCGAGGAUUAAUUGUACUCUUUAUUCAUUUUUAUCAUCCAAUCUGGUGUAAUUUCGAUCGGAAAACUACUUGUUGUUGGGCAUUCAUCUGGAAUCAAUGGGGUUCUUGUCGUUGGCAGGUAUUACCACAACAUCACUUCGAAUACUCUGGUGGUGCUGGAAGCCAUGGCGGCCCACAGGGUGAAUAAAUUGAUCUAUUCCAGCACCUGCGCCACCUACGGAGAACCGGAGAAGAUGCCCAUCACGGAGGAAACUCCACAGGUGAGCCCAGAAGCUAGAGAGAGAAUCCUCCUCCACCCAUCUGUCGCCGGCCUUUGAUCUCAUCUGUUGCCUGUCUUCAACCGCCAGCAUCCCAUCAACCCCUACGGAAGGGCGAAGAAGAUGGCGGAGGACAUGAUCAUCGACUACUCGAAGAAACCUGGCAUGGCGGUCAUGAUUCUGAGGUCUGCUCUCUCUCUCUCUCUCUCUCUCUAGUGGAGGCGCCAUAUCUUUGAUGGGUGCAUCUGGAAGGAAAAGAAAGCAAUCUUCUCGGGGUCUUCCAGGUACUUCAACGUCAUCGGCUCGGACCCGGAGGGGCGGCUGGGGGAGGCCCCGAGACCGGAGCUCCGAGAACACGGAAGGAUCUCGGGGGCCUGCUUCGACGCCGCCCUGGGGAUCAUCCCCGGCCUGAAGGUGAGCUUAAUGGCGGCCCUCAAUGCGGUCAACGAGUCGUCAGUUUCUUGUGGGCUGUACAAACUGAAUCUUUUCUCCGGCGGGGGACUGGCGGCGCCGCCGCGUUGCAGGUCAGAGGCAGCGACUAUGAGACGGCGGACAAGACCUGCGUAAGGGACUACAUCGACGUCACCGAUCUGGUGGACGCCCACGUCAAGGCCCUCCACCACGCCAAGUCAGGCAACGUCGGCAUCUACAACGUCGGCACCGGGAAAGGUUGGUGCCACCCAAACAGAGAAAUUCCCCCCAGUUUUCAGACGAUCUUUCCGAAUUUCUUGCGGUGAAGAAGGUUGACGGAAAUGACAGAUGAUCUUUCUGACAUGGGCUUCUUCUUCUUCUUCUUCUUCUUCUUCUUCUUCGUCUUUGAGCAGGGAGGUCGGUGAAGGAGUUUGUGGAGGCGUGCAAGAAGGCGACGAGGGCGGAGAUCAAGGUGGAGUACCUGAGCAGGAGGGCGGGGGACUACGCCAUGGUCUACAGCGACCCGUCGAAGAUUAAGAAGGACUUGAACUGGUCGGCCAAGUACACCGACGUGGAGCAGAGCCUGGCGACGGCUUGGAGGUGGCAGAAGUCGCAUCCCAACGGCUACCGCCUGUAG
Spirodela intermedia is the source of this 3459-nucleotide messenger RNA. Lineage: Eukaryota; Viridiplantae; Streptophyta; Magnoliopsida; Alismatales; Araceae. The record is from the annotation of a GenBank genome assembly.